CGACCUCCUCCGAGAGCCGAACCCGAAGGCGAGGCGGCGGCGAUGUCGCAGCUCUUCUCCGCCGCCAAGCGGCUGCCCGCCCUUCUUCUCCCCCGACACCAUCUCUCUACUUCUGCUCUCUCCACCUCCUCCUCCCUCCCCGAUGGAGCCACCCCCGCUACCGCCGCCUCGGGCCUCCCCUUCCUCAACUGCCGGCGCCGGAAGAAGCUUCGCAAGAAGCUCCAGAGCCCUCGCGUCGCUCCCAUCCAGAGGGAUGCUGGCCGCCGCCUUCCCGACUUCGAAGCGGUCGUUCGCCUCGACGCCGCCCUCCGCUUCAUCUCCCGCACUAAGUGCUAUCUCUCUCGCCUACCCGGCCACUGCAUCCCCCUCGCUGACGCCGGCAAGCUCCACCGAGAGCUCGGUUUUCCUCGUGGUCGCAAGGUCUCCCGCUUCGCUGCACGCCACCCGCUCCUUCUCCACCUUCCCCGCCUCCCGCCGGACUCCAAACCUCUCCUCGCCUUCACCCCGCUCAUGGAUUCCCUCAUCGCCGAGGAGCUCGUACUCAUGGACGCCAUGGAGUCCACCCGGGUUACCACCGUCCGCAAACUCCUCAUGAUGUCCGCCGGACGCCGCAUCCCCCUCGCCAAGCUCCACCACUGCCGCCUCCUCUUCGGCCUCUCUGAUGACUUCCGUGAUCGCGUCCAUAAGUACCCCGACUACUUCCGAGUCGCCGUGGAUCCUAAAGACGGUCGCCAUGUGCUCGAGCUUGUUGAAUGGGAUCCAGCCCUCGCGGUCAGUGCCCUCGAGAGGGACUUCGUCCCUGAUGAAGCCCGGGUCCGUCGAACAUUCAAGUUCCCCAUCCGCCACGGAAAGGCGUUACCUUUGCAGGAGGACGACGAGAGGAGACUGAAUUCUCUGACUACACUACCCUUGGUGUCGCCUUAUUCAGAUUGUUCAGGCCUGCAGCCGUGGACAGUGGAAGCGGAGAAGUAUCGGGUCGGUGUGAUCCAUGAAUUUUUGAGCCUGACUUUGGAGAAGAGGGCGUGGAUUCAUCACAUUGUGGAGUUCAAGGAGGAAUUCAACCUCACGAAGCAUACUUACCCGAUGCUAUUGAAGCAACCUCGAGCAUUUUAUCUUGCAGGCACCGAGAUGAAUUGGGCUGUGUUUCUAAAGGAUGCUUACAGGGAGGAUGGGACUCUGAUUGAGAAGGAUCCACAGGUGUUGUUCAACGAGAAAUUGCAACAUUAUGCUUUGACAGAAUCAGAAUCUGGUGAGGGGGUUUCCUAAACAAAGAAGUUUGGGCUAAUUGAGUAUAGUGAAAAACAAAUGUUCUUAAUAAAAUUAGUUUCGGUCAAUGAUAACAAGGCCAACUCAGGGGAAUUGGAAUUGCAAAGUUGUAAGAGACAGUGCCUAGAAAACUUUGAUCAGGUGUUGUUCCUGGAGCAAUGAAGGUUAUCAAAGGGUGUCAGCUUUUGCCUUUGGUUACCCUGGAAAUUGAAGUUUAUGAAAUAUUACUUACAGAUUUUUUUUUAAUUUAAAUGCAAUAUGAUUUUAGACGUGAAUUUCUCCCUCUUGGCAAACCUGUUCUGUGAUUAUACCCUCCUAGUUUGUUGUGGUUGCUACCUGUUUGGUGUAAUCCUGCAUUACUCGAUCAAAUAUCUGUGGAGAAAAUCAUGGACACACCAGAUGAUGCUGAUCUCAAGGAAGCUCGACAGCAGGAGUAUGGUCUGCUUUCCUGGGCUGUUCCCAGAAAAAAAUGCUUUAGGCAGACACUUAUCUAUCACUUGCUAGCUUCUCUACUUAUAGAUUGGUUUGUUUUCUUCUUCCAGGACUUACUGCCCACAUUCAGCAAGCUUGGAUGAGGAAAAUGCGUGAUGCAAACUUGAUAAGAUCUUGGGAUUGGCUCAUGCAUAUGUCCAACAAGCCAAGCAGGGUGUCCAUGCAAGAGAAGCAAUUUCUGGGAAGCUGCAAAGAAUGAGUGGAUGAGCUUCCAAUUCAUCAGCAUCAGUCUUCAGGCUAGUUUCGCCUUGACGUUCUCUUGGAUUCUCGAUGCUUGUUAUGUCGCUCCAUCUCCCCAGGGACUGAGAGCCAGUUGCUAGCAGAAGAGCUUAUGCCACAAGUGAUGGCAGUUGAGACAGAAUGCAUCGAGUGAAAUAUAGUGUUGUAUAGGAUAGAUAUGUAGAACAAGAACUCUAUGUUUUUGUUUUCUUGCAGCUGCCUUCUGUUGGGAGUGAAUUCAUUAAAUGGCCCAAUUACGACCCUCUUUGUUAAGUUUUUUUUAUUUUAACACAGAAGAAUUAGUGUAAGAUAUUUCAACUGGCACAUUAUAAUCAGGACCUGACUGCUGUUUCAGUCUGCUUGAAAUGAAAUGGUUGGCUGAAUUCAAGUGUGAA
Musa acuminata AAA Group (dessert banana) is the source of this 2372-nucleotide messenger RNA. Its product is annotated as protein WHAT'S THIS FACTOR 1 homolog, chloroplastic-like. Lineage: Eukaryota; Viridiplantae; Streptophyta; Magnoliopsida; Zingiberales; Musaceae. The transcript is spliced from 2 exons. Gene Ontology annotation, molecular function: RNA binding. The record is from RefSeq and is a predicted model, not a curated record. Bases 43 to 1266 code for a protein of 407 amino acids.